Molecule: messenger RNA, 4025 nt
Organism: Ricinus communis (castor bean)
Lineage: Eukaryota; Viridiplantae; Streptophyta; Magnoliopsida; Malpighiales; Euphorbiaceae
Exons: 7
Coding region: 204-3671 (1155 amino acids)
Biological process (GO): protein transport
Source: RefSeq, a predicted model, not a curated record
GGGAGCAAAAGCUAAAAGAGAUUCCGCGAAAUUUCAAUGGUUUUUGGCUUUCCGCAAUUUUAUUUUUAUUUCUUAAUCUGUAAGAUCUCUCUCAAUUAAUCUGCACACACCGAUCAAAAUCGCAUCUAAUUCCUCUUCUUUCUCAUAUCUUCUUCUCUUUCGUUUUCGUCCAAAGCAAGAAAAAUUAAAAAUAAAAAGCAGCUAUGCUACACAAGAGCUUCAAGCCAGCAAAAUGUAAAACGGCUUUGAAACUAGCGGUGUCGCGUAUAAAGUUAUUGAAGAAUAAGAGAGAUGCCCAGGUUAAGCAACUAAAGAGAGAAUUGGCACAAUUGCUUGAGUCUGGGCAGGACCGGACUGCCAGAAUUCGGGUUGAGCAUGUGGUUAGAGAAGAGAAGACAUUGGCAGCAUAUGAUCUUAUUGAAAUAUACUGUGAACUUAUUGUUGCACGUUUGCAGAUUAUUGAAUCACAGAAAAACUGUCCCAUUGACUUGAAAGAAGCAAUCUCAAGUGUACUUUUUGCAUCUCCGAGAUGUGCGGAUGUACCAGAAUUAAUGGAUGUUCGUAAGCAUUUCACAGCCAAAUAUGGGAAAGAAUUCGUCUCUGCAGCAGUUGAAUUACGUCCAGACUGUGGCGUUAGCCGCCUGUUGGUGGAAAAACUAUCAGCCAAAGCUCCUGAUGGUCCCAUGAAAAUGAAAAUUCUGAGUGCAAUUGCUGAGGAACAUAAUGUGAAAUGGGAUCCUGCAUCAUCUGGAGAGGAAGAAAUGAAGCCUCCUGAUGACUUGCUGAAUGGACCAAAUACAUUUGAACAGGCCAGUAAAAUGAACACCCAAGAGCUGUCCAAUAGUAAGGGGCCUCCUAAUUUUGGAACUCCUUCCAGACACUAUGAAAAGCAUGAUGCGGCAAUUGACUCAUAUGGUUCGAAUUCAAGAUCAUCACCACAUUCCCAAACUUUUCCUUCCACUGCUGCUGAUCCUAAUAAGGCAAUGCCAUCUGGCACUUCUCAUCCUGACCCAAGACCUUUUGGAACUGGGUCUGAAUCGGUGGAAUUUGGGCAUUCAUAUGUUUCGGAACAGAGUAGUUUCUCCACUGGUAGGCAGGGUUGGAAUAUGGAAUUCAAGGAUGCUACUACUGCUGCACAGGCAGCUGCUGAAUCUGCAGAACUAGCAAGUUUGGCUGCCAGGGCUGCUGCAGAACUUUCAAGCCAAGGAAGGAUAUCGAGGCAGCACUCCACAGAGUCAAUCAAGGCUUCUGCUUUCAGGUCAAAAAAUGGACUUCAAAACCAUGCCCAGUCAAGGUUGCAAGAUGAAGAAUUUGGUCAAGUUCCAGUAAAUAAUGCAUCUCGUAAAAGUAAUUCCAGGAUGCAUCUUGAACAAAGUUCUGAAAAGGAACUAGAUGACCUGGCGAGUUUGGCUGAAAGGUUUUACAUUCUCAAGAGCUCUAAUGAAUCUAGCCAGUCAGCUUCCUCAAAUUACAGCAAUAGUUCUGUUAUUGAUCAUCCACAGUUGGAUGAUGUGCAAAUGGCCCAUAGGCAUUCUAGAAAGACCUCAUAUGAAUUGGAGAAGAAUGACCUUUUUGGUGAGGUAAAUAUGAAGAGAGAAUCUAGUGAAUCUGAGGUAGAAUUUGCAAGUGAAGUGGAUAAUGGACUGAAGUCUGAGAAUGUUGGUUAUUUUGAAGAAGCAAGCAUCAGAAAACAGUCUAGCAAUGGUUCCUCUCACCCUCAUUCUCAUCACAAUGUUUUUUCCAGUUUCAGCUCACGGAAAUUUACAGAAGAAGCUGUUAAGGAACCUUUUGUUUUUGAUGACGGAAAAAUUCAAAGAGAUAGCAAUGAUACAAAUUCAUACAGCUAUCCUGCUGCUUCUUUUGAUGAUUCUGGGUCAGAUGAUGAUGAAUUAAAGUUUGAUGGCAAGGGCGAAUUUAAUGGCCAAGAUAGUAGUUCAUACUACUUUCCAGAAGGUAGAAAACCACCUUCUUAUCUUUUAGCAAGUACAAGUGCUAAAAGCCCCAGGCUGAGUAUGCAAGAGUCAUUAAGAAAUUUCAGUUCACAGUCACCUUUUGCCUCAGACUCGCAUUCAACUAAUGUAUUUUCUGAAUCCUCGAGAAGUGAUACCAUUCCUUCACAAGCAGAUGACUUGUUACCUGUGACUUUUGACGAUUCAGAUGGCCCAAGCUCAGGAAGUGAAGGGGAGCUGGAUGAGUCUAAGCUUGUUGCAAAUAAGCGAACUAGCACUUUUCUUAAUGAUGAUAGCUCCAGUUACCCUGAGAAAACGGGGAAUGUAAAACCUCAUUUGAAAGGAUCUGCACUCGCAGAAAAGGAAAACAUGGGAUCAAAGCCUUCUGCAAUUGAUUCAGAGGUAGAAGUGCAUUCUCAGAGAACCCAAGAAAUUGAAGUUGGUGCUCAAACUGAAACUGAUAGGAAGUACAGUUAUGGUUACUUGCACACCAAUCAGACUUCUGGUAUACUAGAAAAAUCCCAAUCAAGUUCCAAUCACAAUGAAAAUUCAGUAUCAUUAGUCAAUGAGGAUGUUCAAAAAUACCAAUCACUGGAUACAUUAGAGGAUAGGAAACCUGUUACAUACUCGAGUUUGGAAAGUGGUCAGGAGUUGAAUUUUGGAAUAUUGACAGGCGGCUUUCGGAAUAAGGGCUAUAGGCAUCCACCAUAUCGCAGGAAUGCAUCAAAUAGUUCUUCAGUGUCCAAACAUAUAGAGGAGGACAAGUAUACCAGGAUUAAGCAGCCCUCUUCAUCCCUCAACAUUGAUAUUGUCUCUGGAGCUCACGAUCAAGAAUCACAGGGACAGUUGGUGCACCAAAAAGUACAUAAAAAUGCGACCUUUGGAAGUCCAGCUCCAUAUUCUGAUGCCAGCAAUGAUGAGUCAGAUGACGAACUCCCCCAACAGACUCUUGCCAGUAGUCAAGAGCCUGAUAUUCGUAAUAUAGGCAGUGAAGGGAAUAAAAAACCAGGUUUAAGGAGUUAUUUUGACUCAGAUAAGAGUGAUUCUGAAGAGGAUCUUCCUAAAGAGACUGGAACCAGCAAAAGUCGUUUGGGUCCAGGAUUUUCUAGACGGACAAAAACUCCUCUUUCAAGUUCUGAGAAAAAUUCUUCUUCGAAGUCCAGGGUACCUAUCAAGUCUUCAGUGACUGCAGACAGUGUUGUGGAAGAAAAGUCAUCUUCAGUGAGUUCAUACGCAACUGAAACUCAAAUCAAGCCCCCUUCUCAGACUAAGAACUCAUAUUACCAGUCAAGUUUCAAGCAGGGUAAAUCAUCAGAACAAACUAGUUCAAUGCCAGUUUCGCCUUACAAAAGGUCUGUGCAUGAGGAGUCGUCCUCCAAGAGUUACUAUCCUAAGGAUACUCGACAAAAUCACCCUUCUCAAUCCAACAGUCCAGAAUACGGGGAAAGAUCUGGGCAGCUUAAAUUAGCUGAAUCAUCUAAGUUCAUUCCAGAAUCCAAGAGGUCCUCGCGCGAGGAAUAUCCAAAGUCAUCGGCCAGGGAGCAACCCUCCAAUCUUUCUCCUAGGACAGGUGGUGCUGAAAGUACAAAGACAUCCAGUUCACCUGCCGAUCCUCCGUCGAGAGAGAAUUCUAUUAAUAAAGCCAGUCAUGUGCACCCGAAACUUCCCGACUAUGAUAUUUUAACUGCGCACCUGUUGUCUCUUCGACAGAAUCGUCAAUAAAUCCAGUUACUGUAAAGAUAGGUAGUCUUACUGAAGUAUCCCAGUUUACAACCUCUGCGUUGAGCAUGCCUUUGUGGAAUGAGGUUUACAAGUUUCAGGGAAUAUAGAUUUUCAUUGCAUAUUUGUUAUUUUUUUCAGUGACUGUCAGGGGGGUUGUAACAUGAAUAGCCUUCCUAUUCUACAUCUGUUGGCUGUAUAUUUCGUGAUAUAUAAACACAUUUACCAUCACUGAGUCAGAGGGUAAUAUUUGAUUGUAUUGAGAUUGGAGAUGAGAUGAAUUUGUAUUUGUCAUUGUAUUGAAUAAAAGCUUUGAUGUUAAUAAUUCAAUUGCGAAUGCAGUGCUUAUUUCCUUGA